AUGCCUCGACCAACCCUCCGAACCGAGAUCUGCGAGCUCCUCGACAUCGAAUACCCCAUCAUCCUCGCCGGCAUGGCGCGCACCUCCUCCGGCCCUCUCGCCGCCGCAGUUUCCAACGCCGGCGGUCUCGGCGUGAUCGGUGGCCUGGGCUACACGCCCACGCAGAUGCGCGAGAUCAUCCACGAAAUCAAGCAGAACCUUCGCGACCCGAAACUUCCCUUCGGAGUAGAUCUCGCGUUGCCACAGGUCGGCGGAUCAGCGCGCAAGACCAACCAUGACUACACCCACGGCCAGCUGGAUGAGUUGAUCUCGGUGGUGAUUGAGGAGGGUGCGAAGUUGUUCGUUUCGGCGGUGGGGAUUCCGCCAGCGCAUGUCAUCAAGAGGCUCCAUGAGGCGGGGAUUCUGGUCAUGAACAUGGUGGGACACCCGAAGCAUGCGCACAAGGCGUUCAAGGCGGGUGUCGAUAUUGUCUGUGCGCAGGGUGGUGAGGGUGGUGGACACACUGGUGAUAUCGCCACGAGCAUUCUCAUUCCCGAGUGUGUGGAUGUUGCACAGCAGUACAAGAGCCCGUUGACGGGAAAGCCUGGAAUGGUGGUCGCCGCGGGUGGUAUUUACAACGGACGGUCGUUGGCGGCGAUGCUGUCGUUCGGUGCGGUUGGCGCCUGGGUCGGAACACGAUUCGUCGCUGCCGAAGAGGCCGGGUGCUCGAAGCUGCACAAGGAGGCGGUCGUCGCCGCGACCUUCGAAGAGACUCAGCGGACGCUUGUUAUCUCGGGUAGACCGCUGCGAGUCAGGGUCAACGACUACAUCAAGGAAUGGGAGAAGAGGCCUGAAGAGAUCAAGAGGCUCUGUGACCAAGGAAUCGUGCCAAUGCAGCACGAUAUGGAUGAGGACCGUGAGGUUGACUUUCCCUACUUGAUGGGUCAGGUCGCUGGUGUCAUCAAGGACAUCAAGCCUGCUGGACAGAUCGUCCAAGAGAUGGUUCAGGAGUGCAUUGACUCGCUCCGUCACCAGCAGACUUAUCUGGAGGCAGGCAGGAGUAGCAAGCUCUGA
Molecule: messenger RNA, 1053 nt
Organism: Dissoconium aciculare CBS 342.82
Lineage: Eukaryota; Fungi; Ascomycota; Dothideomycetes; Mycosphaerellales; Dissoconiaceae
Product: 2-nitropropane dioxygenase
Exons: 1
Coding region: 1-1053 (350 amino acids)
Molecular function (GO): nitronate monooxygenase activity
Source: RefSeq, a predicted model, not a curated record